AUGGCUUCCGUCGCGAACCCGCCAAACCGGAAGCGCACCCGGCCAUCCAACGCGUCCAACAACACGUCCCGACGACAAGCUGCCGACGAUGCCUCCCGGCCUCUGAAGCGCAGCCGGCCCAGCAACAGCGCCGCCGCUGCGGCGAACACCGCAUCGAACUCGCGAUCCUCUGCGGCCGCGCUUCUCCGGGGACCAAACCCCAACGUCGCGAGGAACCGCAUCGGCGGCGGCCAGGAGGCAUCGUCCCGGCCGUCUCUCCAAGACGUGACGCCGUCGCAGAUUCAGAACAAGCCGCCGCCACCCAGACGACGAAGUGGCCAGACGAAACCGAUCCAGGAGUCUUCACCUGACGAACAGCCAGUUGCACGGUCACGGAGGCGCGUUGGCGAGGAACAAGACGAGGAAGAGGAAGGUGGCGAAGCAUCCGACGUCGACGACCAAGACGAAGACGAAGACGUCCCGCCCUCGCCAGAGAAGCCGUUUGCCCACGUCGCGCCGUUUACGCGGCGCGUUCGGCAGUCCACCAUCGAGACGAAAUGGAGUCCCCUCGGGCGCGGCUCCCUCAAGGCGCUGACCUCGAUCCUGCAGCUCGCGCACCGCCCCAUCCUGCAGCGCCUCGCCCAAUCCUCCGAGUCGCGGCGCGCGCCCACCGAGGCCGCGCUGCGGCUCAUCACCAAGCGCGUCCUCGACAAGGUCCGCGGCGUGGAGGCGCGCGGCAUCGCGCCGCUGCCCUUCCCGCCGGCCUCGCUGCCGACGCGCACGCAGCGCGGGCGCCCGCGCGGCGGCCGCGCCGAGCAGGACGGCGGCCGCGAGACGGAGCUCAACUUUGAGAGCGUCCUCGACGCCAAGCAGACGCUGGAGCGGCAGCUCGAUCCCGUGCUGCACGCGGUGGACCUGCUGAGCGCCGAGACGAGGCGCGUCGAGGAGGAGCUCGAGGAGGACUACGAGAAGCUGAGGCUGCUCGAGGCCGAGGUGCGGACGCGGGCGAGGGAGAACCGAAGCCUGCUGAAAAAGGCACACGUGCUGGCGCCAGAAAGUGCGAGUACGACGGGUGGCAUGAGCAGUGCGGAGGAAGGCGGCGUCAAGUUUGAAAAGACGGCGCUGAAUCCGUUUCAGAGUAUCGAGGACGACGAGAUACGCGACAUGAUCAGCACGCUGGGCGGCCAUGUCGACAGGAUCCAGAGCAACACGGCGCAAACGGCCGGCGUUGGCGAUCAGAUCGAGCGGACGAGGGCGGCGCUGCAGGCGGUGCUGGCCAGAAAGCUGGGCGCACAGACAUACGAGCACGUUGUCCUCGGACGAUGA
Messenger RNA from Akanthomyces muscarius, 1305 nucleotides. RefSeq lists its product as uncharacterized. The transcript has 4 exons. The coding region runs from base 1 to 1305 and encodes 434 amino acids. The record is from RefSeq and is a predicted model, not a curated record. Lineage: Eukaryota; Fungi; Ascomycota; Sordariomycetes; Hypocreales; Cordycipitaceae.